Molecule: messenger RNA, 531 nt
Organism: Cynocephalus volans (Philippine flying lemur)
Lineage: Eukaryota; Metazoa; Chordata; Mammalia; Dermoptera; Cynocephalidae
Gene: S100A9
Product: S100 calcium binding protein A9
Exons: 3
Coding region: 25-456 (143 amino acids)
Biological process (GO): chronic inflammatory response; autocrine signaling; neutrophil chemotaxis
Cellular component (GO): nucleus; cytoplasm
Molecular function (GO): calcium ion binding; calcium-dependent protein binding
Source: RefSeq, a predicted model, not a curated record
UCAUCAGCUUUGACAGAGUGCAAGAUGGCGUGUGAAAUGUCGCAGAUGGAAAGCAGCAUAGAGACCGUGAUCAACGUCUUCCACCAGUACUCUACGCGGCUGGGGAACCCAGACACCCUGAACCAGAAAGAAUUCAAACAGCUGGUGAAAAAAGAGCUACAAAACUUCCUCAAGAAGGAUGAGAAGGAUGACAAAACCAUAAACCACAUCCUGGAAGACCUGGACACCAACCAAGACAAGGAGCUGAGCUUUGAGGAAUUCAUCAUCAUGAUGGCAAGGCUGACCCAAGCCUCCCACGUGCAGAUGCAUAAGGGUUCCUCCUCGCCGGGCCACAGCCACGGGCCAGGCCUCGGGGAAGGUGGCCAAAGCUCAGGCCAUGGCCACAGUCACGGUGGCCAUGGUCACAGUCACGGUGGCCAUGGCCACAGCCACGGUGGCCACGGCCACAGCCACUAAUCAGGAGGCCAGGCCACCCUGCACCUGCCCAACCAGAGCCACAGGGGCUGUUGUGUGCACUGCCUUGGCUGUGAG